ACGUAAUCGUAUGAACGUAACGUACGGUACUUCCGGGUUUGGCGUAAGUGUCGGCGCAGCUUGAAGAGAUACAAAGAAAACGGCAAUGAUGGCUGAUGUUUCUCUGUAUCUCACCAAUGUUAAUGUGUCCUUAGGACGGGGCAUGGAUACAGGGCAGAGUCAGAGCACGAACCCGGGGAAGGAUUUUGAGAGCGUGGAGCUGGGGGAGAUGGGUAAGACAACGGAGCCGAGGGAGAAGGUUCCCCGCAGGAUCAUCCACUUCUCCAGCGGGGAGACCAUGGAGGAGUACAGCACAGACGAGGAAGAGGAUCCUGAGGCGGAGAGGAGAGACCUGUUGUCCCCUCCGGUCGAUGCGGUGAGGUCCAGGAUGACCUGGGGGCCUUUCUUCUGGUUUCACAUGUGGAGAGCAGCCACGUCCACCAUCUCUGCAUGUGACUAUCUUGGGGAGAGGAUGGCGUCUCUGUUUGGAAUAACAUCGGCCAAGUACCAGUAUGCCAUUGAUGAAUACCACCGGAUAAAGAAGGAGAAAGAGGAAGAGAAGGAGGAGAACCGGCUGUCGGAAGAAGCGGAGCAGACCUUUGACCAGCUACAAUCUCAGGAAGGGAAAGAUGAGCCAAUCACAUCAACAAAAGGACAGGAGGGGGUGUCUGCUUGUCCUGAGGUGACCUAUCAGAUGGAGAAUGAGAAUCCGGCAGCUCCAACCACGAUCACCGUCCCAGUUAUUGUCACUGCAACGUAACUCUUCGUAAUAAGAAAACGGCAUUUUAGUGUUUACUAGUCGGUAAAGGGAAGAACACGGUUUUGUUUCACCAAGUUGUUUGGUUUGUGUAUAACACAGCUUUUAAUGGGCAGCGGCGCUGUAUUUCAGCUGAUUGGAGGUGGAGUGCCACAAUGUGGAAAUUUACAAACCUAUUUCUGCAUCUGUGGCAACAUAUUUAGACCUUUUAAACGCACGCAGUUGGGCAGAUUUUAGGGAAUAAAUGUUUGCCAUUGUCGGUUGCUACAGCAACCACACACAGUGCCUAAACCAUCUAUACAGCCAGUGCCAGAUGUGUUCUGAGCAUCUGUUUGAUUGUGAUCUGAUGUCUCUGUGGACAGUUUACAUUACAUAUUUAAAGGUUCAUCAGCUGCUCUGUCUACGUCUGUUUGCACUGGUGUCCUGGCUCCACCUGGCUGCAUUAAAGGGCUGGCCAUUUUAACACUCCCUCUCACGUUGGUUCGAUGUGCAUGCUGUAUGUUGGCGUGUUUAAUAUUACAUGUUAAGGCUUGCUGUCUGUGGAAGCACUGAGGAGAUUGAGUUAUGACUGUCAAAUCCUCUUAGCCACACAACAGGCUAACAUUUAGCUAAAAAAAAACACUGAAAAGUGGGUGUAAGGGUCAUGUGUUGCCGUUUUUUAGCUACCUUAUUUACUGUGAAUAUUAAAAUAGUCUGUGUUGUGUGACCUUAUGAUAAUGGAUAAAAAAAUUAUGACACCAAGUCUGUUUAAGGACCUACAAAUUGACAUUCUUAACCAUUUGUAAGCAGUUUUUUACACUUAUGUAUUUAUUUUCUUAACUUAUUGAGUUGUUAUUUUUAAACAUUUUCUAUUGUUUUAAUAACAUGACAAUAAACGCUUAAGUCUGAUUUUUA
Girardinichthys multiradiatus is the source of this 1630-nucleotide messenger RNA. RefSeq names its product protein FAM177A1-like. The transcript is spliced from 5 exons. The coding region runs from base 86 to 739 and encodes 217 amino acids. The record is from RefSeq and is a predicted model, not a curated record. Lineage: Eukaryota; Metazoa; Chordata; Actinopteri; Cyprinodontiformes; Goodeidae.